UGCAUAACAUGGUGUCAGAAGUAAACUGAACCAAUUGUUCAACAUGGCGAGUGAUCUUCAUCCACCGACAUCCUUCUCCUUUGAUGGCGAUCUGCCUUCAAAGUGGGCUCUUUGGAAAAAGCAAUUCGAGUGGUAUCUUAAGGCCACGAAGAAAAACAAGGAAGACGAAGACGUUCAGGUCGGCGUGCUGAUCACGUUGCUUGGCCAUGAGGGCUUACGCAUUUACGAGACCUUCACUUGGACAACGCCUGGUGAUGAGUCUAAGAUUGUGCCAGUGUUAGCUAAGUUUGAUGCUCAUUUCCAGCCGAGAAAGAGCCAAACAUUUGAACGAUACAAGUUUUUAACUCGCCACCAGCGUGAUGGUGAGUCGUGCGAAACCUUCUUGUUGGAACUUCAGUCUCUGAUAGCUACCUGUGAAUACGACGCCCAGCGUGACUCCAUUCUGCGUGACCAGAUCGUUAUUGGCGUAGCCGACAACAAAACGCGUGAAAAGUUGUUGUUUGAUCCCCAGCUUACUUUGGCCAAAGCAAUUGACACAUUACGUGCCUGUGAAACGUCUUCGUUGAUCGCUGAACAGAUGUCAGCUGAAGCAGUCAAUAGGCUAACCUUGGACAAAUUCAAAUCGGGAAAACCAGUUCUUGGCAAGUCUGGUCAGGGCGGUGGUCGUCGUAGUUCAACAGAAGUCAACAAGCCUGAACAGGACGACAAAUUCAGACCUUCCAGAACUCCCACACUGGUGACAAGUUGCAAGUGGUGUGGGGGCAGUCAUGUUAAAGGCCGGUGCCCGGCUUUUGGUAAACAGUGCUCUAAGUGUGGCAAGUCAAAUCAUUUUGAAAAAGUUUGUAACUCUGAAAACGUUGCCAGUCUCGACGAGUAUGUGAUCAAUUCGCUGAGUGGUCAACAGCAAUCACAGUGGAGCGUUGAUUUACUCAUGGCUGGUUAUACGGUGCCUUUCAAGGUUGACACUGGAGCGUCUUGUAACGUAAUUCCGUUGUCCUGCUUCAACAAAUUAGGACACACGAAGAAGCUCUUGCCUGGUCCUCGAGUUCGCACCUACAAUGGACAGUCCCUGCAUGUGCUGGGACAACUGGAUGUUACUGUUUUUUUCAACAGCAAGCGGUUCCAGAUUCGUGUAGUCGUGAUCAAGGAAGACAAUGUCCCUAUUCUGGGGCUGCCCAGUUGUUGUGAACUGGGUCUAGUUCAUGUGCCACAGAAGCAGGUCAACGAAAUCGUUGUGGACUCGCCGUCGACCAAUUUGCCGCCUGCGUUCCAAAAUUACAAAGGUGUGUUCAUUGGCAUCGGUAAAUUGUCCAUCGAACACGAGAUCAAGUUGAAAGACAAUUGUGUCCCAGUUGUGCGUCCUCCCCGCCGAAUUCCGUUCAAGAUUCGUGAUUUGGUGAAAAAGAAGUUGGACGACAUGGAACAGCUAAAGUUGAUUUGUAAAGUGACUGAGCCUACUGAGUGGGUAAACCCAAUGCUGGCUGUUCAAAAAGCGGGUGGUGACGUACGCAUCUGUCUCGACCCGUUGGAUCUUAACAAAGUGAUAAAGCGCCAACACUAUCCGGUGCCUACGGCACAGGAAUUAUUUGCCCGAAUUGGAAAGGCAAAGUUUUUCUCAACGCUCGACGCAACGUCGGGGUUUCUGCAAAUUCCCCUGUCGGAAGAGUCCAGUUUUGUUACGACCUUCGCCACUCCAUUUGGACGAUAUCGUUUUCUUCGUCUACCAUUCGGUAUUUGCUCAGCCCCAGAGGUUUAUCAGCAGGCGAUGAUACAGUUGUUUGGAGACCUCAGCGGUGUGGAGAUCUACUUUGACGAUUUCUUCGUUUGGGGCGAAACACGAGAAGAACACGAUGACCGUUUGAAAGCCGUGUUUGACAGGUGUGCACAAGUCAAUUUGAAAUUGAAUGCCACCAAGUGUAAGUUUUUGCAGUCGGAACUUCCCUGGAUCGGACACAUCAUCUCCUACCAACAGUUGAAGCCGGAUCCCGAUAAAAUUGAAGCCAUCCGUGCGUUUCCAGAGCCUGCUUCGAAGGAAGAUCUCCAGCGACUGUUGGGUAUGGUAAAUUAUUUGGCAAAGUUUUGUGAGCAUUUAUCGUCGAUCACCAAACCGUUGCGAGAUCUGCUCAAACAUGAUGUUGAGUGGGUUUGGGACGCAGCGAGCACGAAAACGUUCCAGGCCGUCAAGGAUUUGGUAAUUUCGGCACCCACCCUGAAGCUUUUUGUUCCGGCUGCUCCAGUGACUGUGUCGGUGGAUGCCUCUCCUUUUGGACUUGGGGCGGUCUUGCUGCAAGAUGGCCAGCCAGUAGAGUUUGCGUCUCGAACACUGACCGAGACUCAGCGCAGGUAUGCGCAAAUUGAAAAGGAGCUUCUGGCCGUGCAGUUUGGAAUGCAGCAUUUCCAUCAUUAUGUUUAUGGGAGUCACGUUUUAGUAGAAACCGACCACAAGCCCCUCAUUGGUCUGGUUGACAAGCCCAUUGGCUUAUGCACUCCUCGGAUUCAGCGAAUGCGCCUUCAGCUCCAAGGGUACAGCUACCAGUUGUGCUACAAGCCGGGUAAGGAAUUGUACCUUGCUGACACCUUAAGCAGAGCGCCGGACCCUCGAGAAUAUUCAGGUGAUCAGUCUCAGUGUCAUGAUGAACAUGUCCACGCUGUCCUCAGUUAUGUCAUCCCGGGUCCAACGAUUCAAGAAAAGUACGCUCGAGCCACGGAAGCUGAUUCGACCCUGCAGUUGAUCGUCGGACUCGUUAAUAACGGCUGGCCUAAGCACAAGCGUGAUUGUCCGGUUCCGGCGAAGCCGUAUUGGUCUGAACGGGCAAAUUUGUCGACGGCCCGUGGCUUACUUCUUCAGGGGCAGCAAGUGGUUGUGCCAUACAGCCUUCAACGUGAAAUUCUAGCUAACGUCCAUGACGGACACUUCGGUGAAACCAAGUCCUUGGAAAGAGCAAAAUCCGCCGUCUUCUGGCCGGGAUACGUGGAGCAGAUUCGCAACCUUGUCGCUGGAUGCAGUAUUUGUCAGGAAAGAAGAAACCACAAUUCGGCACAGCAGUAUUAUCCGGCAGAAGUCCCGGAACACCCUUUUCAAAAAUUAGCAACGGAUUUCUUCCAGCUUGCUGGAAAACAUUAUCUUUUAACAGUCGAUUAUUUUAGCAAGUGGCCGUGUGUGGUUGAAAUGUCGUCGACUACCAGCUCUGUCACCAUUCGAGAGUUGGAGAAAAUUUUCUCUGAUUUCGGCGUCCCGGAAACUCUAGUGUCUGAUAACGGGCCACAGUUUGGCAGUGCCGAGUUUCGCGAGUUUUCCCGCCAGCAGCAGUUCUCCCAUGUCACGUCUAGCCCGUUCUAUCCUGAAUCCAACGGCUUCGUUGAACGGUCGGUUCAGACCGUCAAGUCUUCGUUUAUAAAAGCCAUUGAGAGCGGCCGCUCUCUUCAAGCCGCAGUCCGUGCUAUUCGCUCCACUCCAGUUGGUGGUGGCCUCCCGUCUCCGUCCGUCCUGCUUCAGUCUCGUCAUUUGAGGGGUAGUCUGCCUUUUGUGCCAGCCGCACUCAAGCAUCAGCGUAUCAACAGUGAUGCAGUAGAGGAACUUUUAAGACGCCGACAGGAUAAAAUGCUGUUUCAUCAGUCGUCCGCCGUUUCCAAACGGUAUCCGGUUUUGUCAGUUGGCCAACGUGUUCGUGUUCGCGUCGGAAAAAAAUGGAUUCCUGGUGUAGUGAAGAUAGUGUGUCAACAGCCGGAUUCCUACGUCGUCAGCACCAGUGAUGGAAGUGAGUUUCGCCGGAAUCGCAGGGCGAUCAACGUUUGCCGUAGUCAGCAAAGCGAAGGUCCAGCAACUCCUCCCACAGUCAACCAGCGGGCCCCUGCAGCAGGGCCCAGCAGAAGACCAAGAGUUUCGUUCAUAUUUCCGUCCUUCUCCCUGUCUAAUUCAGCUGCUAAUUCAGCAGUAUCCGUUCGCGCUCCGAUGAUGGUUCCAGUUCCCGGCCCGGCGACAAGCAACGUGGUGGCACCCGUCUUGUCUUUACCGCCAACUCGCCCAGCGGUGUCUGCGCAUGCUGAGCCGAUCCGUCAGGCCAUUUCUCCCGGCAUUACCAGGGAAUCACGCAAGCCUAGAGAGUGGCCGCCACGCUCACGCUCGAGCGCGAGGUUGGCCGCGAAGAACAGGCGGAGUGUUUCGCACAGCCCAGCCAGGUCGACGGCAAGUAAUCCGACUUCAACGCUCGAUCCUGCCCAGCUAGCAAUGGUUCCUCCUUCGGAAGUUCCCGGCAGUCCCCUGGACCCUGUUCAAGAUUGUCAAGAGGCGGCGGUUCCAGCUAACUACGACUAA
Daphnia magna is the source of this 4315-nucleotide messenger RNA. RefSeq lists its product as uncharacterized. NCBI's taxonomy places the organism in Eukaryota, Metazoa, Arthropoda, Branchiopoda, Diplostraca, Daphniidae. Gene Ontology annotation, molecular function: nucleic acid binding. The coding region runs from base 44 to 4315 and encodes 1423 amino acids. Gene Ontology annotation, biological process: DNA integration. The record is from RefSeq and is a predicted model, not a curated record. The transcript has a single exon.